Molecule: messenger RNA, 975 nt
Organism: Fusarium oxysporum Fo47
Lineage: Eukaryota; Fungi; Ascomycota; Sordariomycetes; Hypocreales; Nectriaceae
Product: Alpha/Beta hydrolase protein
Exons: 3
Coding region: 1-975 (324 amino acids)
Molecular function (GO): hydrolase activity
Source: RefSeq, a predicted model, not a curated record
AUGUCUUCUUACGCUGACUCCUGGGUUCAGUUUGAAGAGUCUCUGGGUGGCGUUCGCCCGGUCUUAAAGGGCUCCGCGGAAGAAAUGAGAGAUCAAUUCAGCGGACUCGGCUCUCUCCUUGCAUCUCAGUCUCCUCCUUUUCCAGAGAAUAAGUUGAAGGUCAGUGAUGGAGAAGUAGGUGGGGUUGCAUAUCGGACGUACACGCCUCAUGGCUCUGAAACCAAGGAAUUUCCCAUCGGUGUUUUCUAUCACUCUGGAGGUUUUGUUGUAGGGAACCUUGACUCUGAGGAUGGCUUUUGUCGAAAUAUCGCACUGAAGGCCAACGUGGUUAUUUUGAACGUUGGUUAUCGAUUAUCUCCAGAACACAAGGCUCCAACACAUUUAGAGGAUGCUGUGACUCUUUACGAAUGGGCUUUCAACAACACAGAGAUCAUUGGCGGCAAUUACUCUAAUAUGUUUACCAUCGGCACAUCUGCUGGUGGUGGACUUGCCCUUGCAGUUGCCCGAAAGGUGGCCCUUGGCCAGACAAAUCUUCCUACGGAUUCUAUCAAGGGUGUUGUUGCACUUUGCCCAGUUGCAUUCCACCCACGAAACAUUCCAACAAAGUUCCAGACGAAACACUCGUCCUACAAGGAGAACAAAGAUAACGUACCCAUAGUCGAUGAGGAAUCACUUCUGCAGAUGUUUGACAACACUGGUAUCGAUCCUAACGACAAGAACUACUUUCCAAUGCUGGACGAUAGCUGUUUGAAGAUAUUCCCUCGGACAUAUGUCGUAACUUGCGGCAUGGAUACACUACGGGAUGACGGAAAGGUUCUUUACGAUAGCCUCUCCUCGGCUGGCGUGCCUACCAAGACCAACCACUAUGGUAACAUGCCUCAUUGUUUCUGGAUAGUCCCAUCUUUACCCGAGACUGAGGUGUUCUUGCACGAGUUGAUAAGCGGGGUCACCUGGGCCAUCAAGAGUAGUAAUUAG